Molecule: messenger RNA, 314 nt
Organism: Acanthoscelides obtectus
Lineage: Eukaryota; Metazoa; Arthropoda; Insecta; Coleoptera; Chrysomelidae
Source: the annotation of a GenBank genome assembly
AGCGAAUCUAGUUCUGCGUGGUUCUGAACCAGUCUCGUUGCAACCGUAUCGAAAGAAACAUCAGCAUGCUUAACAGCUAUCGCCGGUUUCACUUGCAAGAAGCGACUUGAGUUCAAGCAUGAUAUUCAAGUUUUAUUUGGUAGCCGUGUUGUGUUGGUCAUUGAUAUUCAUCGAGAUGGUGUGCCCUGGAACCGCAGAAACGACGAAAAAUGCGGACGAACGUGGCGGGGACCCUCUCGUCGAUCAACUUGACUGAAAUCCUGGGAGCCCCGCUGAUUCUUAUGCAACCCACAGCAACUACCAUCAAAAAAAAA